Molecule: messenger RNA, 714 nt
Organism: Pestalotiopsis fici W106-1
Lineage: Eukaryota; Fungi; Ascomycota; Sordariomycetes; Amphisphaeriales; Sporocadaceae
Exons: 3
Coding region: 1-714 (237 amino acids)
Source: RefSeq, a predicted model, not a curated record
AUGGCCGAGGAUCGCUCGCCUUCCCCCGAAUUCGAUCCCUUCGCGAUCGGCGUCGACCUGGCGCCUCUGCCCGAGUAUAAGGCCGCGGCGACGGCUGGAUUUGACUUUGACAGUCUUCUCGCCCAACCACUGCGACUGCACGAGGAUCUCACCUCGGGCUGCGGCGGUCAAACGUGGCCAGCUGGUAUGGUUCUUGCAAAACACAUGCUCCGCUAUCACCGGAAGGAUCUGCGAGACUCGAGAAUUCUAGAGCUCGGCGCAGGCGGCGGGCUGGUGGGUCUAGCAGUUGCCCGCGGUUGUGAGGUGCAACAACCGCUCCUCAUCACCGAUCAGUUGGAAAUGUUCAGCCUCAUGGGUCAUAAUAUUGAACUGAAUCAGAUGCAAGGUCAAGUCAAAGCCACGAUAUUGAACUGGGGCGAACCACUUGCGCAAGAAGUCGUCGACUUCAAACCAAAUGUGAUUUUGGCUGCUGAUUGUGUGUAUUUUGAGCCGGCUUUCCCCCUGCUCCUCGCGACGCUGUCGGACCUCUUGAAUUUAUGCCCAUCGGCAAUCAUCUACUUUUGCUUCAAAAAGAGACGUCGCGCCGACAUUCAAUUCGUCAAAAAAGCACAAAAGGCCUUUCAUGUGGCUGAGUUACAUGACGAGGAUCGUCCCAUCUUCAGCCGGCAAGGAUUGUUUCUCUACGCUAUUACCAGCAAGCAUCGCUGCGACUAA